Messenger RNA from Colletotrichum acutatum, 747 nucleotides. RefSeq names its product cutinase. The transcript is spliced from 3 exons. NCBI's taxonomy places the organism in Eukaryota, Fungi, Ascomycota, Sordariomycetes, Glomerellales, Glomerellaceae. The record is from RefSeq and is a predicted model, not a curated record. Gene Ontology annotation, biological process: carbohydrate catabolic process. Gene Ontology annotation, cellular component: extracellular region. The coding region runs from base 1 to 747 and encodes 248 amino acids. Gene Ontology annotation, molecular function: cutinase activity.
AUGGCGCCAGACCUUUCAGUUCUUGAGGAAAGACAAGAUAUUCCCGACGUCCUGGCCAAAUUUCCUUCCGGUCCACUGAAUCAAUUCCUCAGAAUCAUCAGCACUCUACCAGCGGGCGCGGCAGCUCUCGACGCAGUGGGAUUGAUUUUGACCCCUCUUCAACAGGGCCUCGCGGACUCUGUCGGCAUUGACACGACGGAGGAUGACUUGGAGGACAACGCAGCGUGCACCGACAUCACCGUCAUAUUCGCUCGAGGUACCACUGAGCCGGGAAACGUCGGGCUGGUGACAGGACCGCCCUUUUUCGACGCUCUCAACCAGCAGCGUGGGACCAAGACCGUUUCGAUUCAGGGAGUCGAGUACCCCGCAACUUUUGCUGGGUUCAACAAGAAUGGCACCGAGGGUGUCCCAAGCAUGACAAACUUCAUUAACGAUGCUGCAACCAAGUGCCCCAACACGAAAAUUGUCAUGUCAGGCUACUCCCAGGGUGCUCUGGUUGUCCGUAGCACUGCAAACUCUCUUCCUGCGGCUACUAUGGCCAAGAUCAACUCUGUUUUGACGUUUGGAGAUCCUGGCAACCCGAACGACAUUACUGGCGGUGAGGGCAAGACCAAGAUCAUCUGUCACGAUAACGAUGCUGUUUGUAGCGGAGGUUUCAUUACCGUCGACCAUUUGACGUACGCUGAGGAUGCGGACGCUGCUGCUCAAUUUGUUUUGCAGAUGGCAAGUAUGUCGAAAGGAGGAUAG